GGGCAGGCCGAGCGCAGCCGCCCCGCGUCCUGCUCCGCAGUGGCCGCGGCCGGCGCCCGCCCCGCGCCCCGCCUCGCCGCCCGGCCCGGCUCGCGGGGCUGCCCGGAGGCCGCGGCCGGGCCGCUGUUGCGCCGAGAGGGGGCAGCUGCGGAGUUCCAUAACCAUAGCAACCGCAUCAGCACCGCGGCGGCGGCGGGCGGCAGCUCUUACUCCUCCUCCAGGCAGCCUCGCCGCGGGCACCGCAGACCCAGCUCGCGGGCGCCCGGACCCCGCGGAGCGCCCACCGCCGCUGCGGAGAGCCGGGAGGGAGGCAGCCGGCGCGGCCCGGAGCCGAGGGGAGCCCUGCAGUGGGAGGCAGGUAAUGAACCAAAAAGAUCAUGUCUGAAGUACAAGGAACGGUUGAGUUUUCUGUAGAGCUACAUAAAUUUUAUAAUGUGGAUCUCUUUCAGAGAGGGUAUUACCAGAUCCGAGUGACCUUGAAGGUGUCCUCAAGGAUCCCCCACAGACUGAGCGCCUCCAUCGUCGGGCAGACAGACAGCAGCAGCCUGCACUCAGCCUACGCCCAUGAGAACGCCGUGCACAGCAGGGUCUUUCAGAUCUUGUACAGGAACGAAGAGGUCUCCAUAAAUGACGCCGUGCUCUUCCGGGCUCAUUUGCUCUUAGAUGGAGAAAGGGUGGAGGAGGCGCUAAGUGAGGUCGAUUUUCAGCUCAAGGUGGAUCUGCACUUUACGGACAGUGAGCAGCAGCUGAGGGACGUGGCGGGGGCCCCCUUGAUCAGCAGCCGCACACUCGGCCUACACUUCCACGCCUGGAGGGGUCUGCACCACCAGGUCCCCGUCAUGUUCGACUACUUCCACCUGUCAGUCAUCUCGGUGACCAUCCACGCCGCCCUCGUGGCCCUGCAGCAGCCCUUGAUCAGCUUUACCCGUCCGGGAAGAGGCUCCUGGCUUGGUAAAGGCGGGCCAGACACGGGACCAGAGCAGUCCAGCCUCUCUCUGGAAAACCUGGUCUUCGGAGCGGGAUACUGCAAGCCGACUUCUUCGGAGGGGAGCUUCUACGUGCCGUCCGAGAACUGCAUGCAGCACGCCCACCGGUGGCACCGGCAGCUGUGCCGCCUGCUCCUGCGCGCCUACGGGGGACUCCGCGCCUACUUCCUGGCCAUCAUGCGGGACAUCCCGGAGCUGCCGCACAUGGAGCUGGAGUCCCUUGCUGUGGAGGAAACGCUCUCUCAGCUGUGCUCAGAGCUACAGAUGUUGAACAAUCCCGAGAAGAUAGCUGAGCAGAUAAGUAAGGAUCUCGCCUGGCUCACUUCCCACCUGAUGGCUCUGUGGACCCAGUUCCUCGACACGGUGACCCUACAUUCCCAGGUGACCUCUUAUCUCACCCAGGAACAUCACACCUUGAGGGUCCGAAGGUUUUCUGAGGCCUUCUUUUAUAUGGAGCACCAAAAGCUGGCCGUCCUGACCUUCCAGGAGAAUCUGAUACAGACCCACAGCCAGCUGUCUCUGGACAUCCGAAACUCCGAGUACCUCACCACCAUGCCCCCGCUGCCCGCGGAGUGCCUGGACAUCGACGGCGACUGGAACACCUUGCCGGUUAUCUUUGAGGACAGAUAUGUGGACUGCCCUGCCACAGGGCACAAUUUGAGUAUUUACCCUAAUUUUGACGUCCCGACAAGUCCUGCAAUAAUGAAUCUAAACAAUAGAGAAGAGAACCCUACUGUAAAUAGAAAAUCACCUUUCAGGGAAGACCUUGUCUUGCCCACCGUGAAACCACCCCAGGUGGACUCUGAUAGAGAAGUUAUUGGGUGUCCAGAGCCAGAGGACAAAGUAAUCACACCACAAUGUACGGACACGUGCUCUGAAUCUCAGGUGUAUCUGACAAUUGGUGAAUGUCAGAACAAAGCAGGUUUGCCUGAAGAGGAAUGCUGGACUGGCCAGAGAUCUGAUCUUGGAACACAUUCACUGGCAGAUGAGGACCCACCCAGAAGGAGUCCAGGUCCAGAGGAUGGCCAGGCCCCGGCACUCACCUACAUUGAUGUGAAAUCUAGCAAUAAGAGGCCUUGUAGUAUGGAGCCCACAGUGGUCAUUAGUGCUCAGCAGGAGAGUGGGCACUCUCCAGAUAGCUGUGAAUCGGACAGAGCUGUACCAGGCCAAGAGGUAGCUGGGGUUGGUCACCAAAAUGCCAUCCUUUCAGAGAAAACAACACCGCAUGAGUUAAGUACUCUGGGAAAGGUUGCAGACCAGGAGGGCAAGAUGGCACUGCUGAGUCUGAAACUCAUCCCCUCCGAGCCCUGUGAUCCACUAAACUCAACUUUGAGGGAUCCCUUGGAUGUUAGGGCUUCCCCAAAAGACCCUCACUCAGAGGAGCAGGAAGAAGUGUCAGUAAUUUCUGGGGUCAUCAAGAGAUCUUCUUCCAUCAUCUCCGAUUCAGGCAUUGAGAGCGAGCCAAGCUCUGUUGCCUGGUCCGAGGCGCGAAGCAGGGCCCUGGAGUUACCCAGUGACCGGGAAGUCUUGCACCAUCUGGUUCGAAGGCAUGCUCUGCACAGGAACUCCUUAGAGGGUGGACACACAGAGAGCAAUACGAGUUUGCCGAGUGGGAUCCAGGCAUCUCUCACCUCCAUUAGCUCUUUGCCCUUUGAGGAUGAAGAACGGGAGUUGGCGCUCACCAAGUUGACCAAGUCUGUGUCUGCGCCCCAAAUCAGUAGCCCAGAGGAGUCUGCUGAAGACACGGACACCAUGCAGCAAGGUGGAGAUCUUGCUGAAAGUCCAGCCAUACCCAUAGAGAGUGUAGACUCCCCGGCAUCCAAAAUCCCAGAUGCUGGCGCAGACCAUUCCCUUGUGCAGGUGGUUUCAGGUGCUGAUGGCCAGCUGGUCCCUGGUUACAUAGACAUCCCCAAAGGUACAGAGAGUCAGUCUGAUCCUCAAGAACCUUCUUGUCUUGAUGGGAGGACUGAGAACCUUGCAGGUGUUGAAACCAAAGGUCUUAAUGUAAAAAUACCACGUAUCAUUGCACUUGAAAACCCUAGGCAUGGAUCUUAUCCUAGAGUACUAAAGGAGACCCCAGAGGGCAAGCCUGAAGACUUGAAUGUGGAGAAUAAUGCUCCUUCCAACAGUAGCAUCUCAGAUGAUGAGACAAUCGCCCACCAUCAGGUGCCUGAGUGGAACUCUAGGACAGCUGCUGAUGCCAGCGACCUGGAGUCCACAGACGAGCAGAACAGCUCACCAGGCAUCGUCGAUGAUGCAGCUUUUAGCGAAGGAACUCAAGCUCGUCUGGAGGCUGGACGUGAAGCAGGCACUGUGGGUUCCACUGUGACUCCCUCCACUCACUCCCAGGUUUUAGGAAACCAAGAGCCAAAGACAGGCACUUCCGUCAUGGCGUCUCACCUGGGUUCAGUGGAGACCUUCACUCUGGACAGCCUGAAAGCCGUGGAGGUCGUCAACCUGUCUGUGUCUUGCACUGCCACAUGCCUCCCUUUCUCAUCUGUGCCCAAGGAGACCCCUGCCCGGGCUGGAUUCUCUGCCAAGCAGACCCCAUUGCCCAUCACUCAUCAACCUUUGGGUUCCUUUGGAGUUGUCUCCACCCAUUCGAGCAAGUUGGAGGAAGAAGUCAGUGAGAGGAUGUACAGUUUUUAUCAGGCCAAAGAAAAAUUUAAAAAAGAACUGAAGAUUGAUGGAUUUCUGUACAGUGACUUAUCUGUACUAGCUUCUGAUAUACCGUAUUUCCCACCAGAGGAAGAGGAAGAAAAUUUGGAAGAUGGAAUUCACCUGGUAGUCUGUGUCCAUGGCCUAGAUGGGAACAGUGCCGACCUCCGCCUGGUAAAGACUUUCAUCGAACUGGGGCUUCCUGGAGGAAAGCUGGACUUCCUAAUGUCCGAAAAGAACCAGAUGGACACGUUUGCAGAUUUUGAUACCAUGACAGAUCGGUUGUUGGAUGAAAUCAUUCAGCACAUCCAGUUGUACAACCUCUCCAUAUCCCGAAUUAGCUUCAUCGGCCACUCCCUGGGCAACAUCAUCAUCCGGUCGGUCCUCACGCGGCCGCGCUUCCGGUAUUACCUCAACAAACUCCACACGUUCCUGUCGCUGUCUGGGCCUCACCUGGGGACCCUGUACAACAACAGCACGCUGGUUAGUACAGGCCUGUGGCUCAUGCAGAAAUUAAAGAAAUCCGGGUCCCUUCUGCAGCUGACCUUCAGGGAUAACGCUGAUCUGCGCAAAUGUUUCCUCUACCAACUAAGCCAGAAAACAGGUCUGCAGUAUUUCAAAAACGUUGUGCUGGUGGCUUCUCCCCAAGAUCGCUACGUGCCGUUUCAUUCAGCCAGGAUUGAAAUGUGUAAAACUGCCCUCAAAGACAGACACACAGGGCCGGUGUACGCGGAGAUGAUCGACAACCUUCUGCGUCCCCUGGUGGACGCCAAGGACUGCACCCUAGUCCGGCACAACGUGUUCCACGCUCUGCCCAACACUGCCAACGCUCUGAUCGGCCGGGCCGCCCACAUCGCCGUGCUGGACUCCGAGCUCUUCCUGGAGAAGUUCUUCCUGGUGGCGGGGCUCAGCUACUUCAAGUAGUGGCUGGGGCCGCCCGCGGAGGCUUUGUGACCCCUGAACGCUCUAGCUGAGACGUCCCUCGCAGCCCUUGGCCACUGCAGGGUCCCGAGGCCAGGAGGGUGGGGUGGGGACCGGCCGUUCCAGGUGCUUCCAUCUUGGAGAUUUGGGAAAGCUGAACCCGUCCACGGUAGUGUCACCUGACAAGAGGUUGUCCGAAGCUGUCCGGCUUCCUGGAGGGUCUUUCAAGAUGCUUUCUAGGAGAAAUAUGACGAAAUAAAGAAACAGAAUCCUCGGAGUUGGUGAGCCCACCUUUUUCUCCCUCCGCUGGCUCACCGAGUCCGCUCCAGUCUCCCUAGAUGUGCCCGGUAUGUUCCUAGCUCAUAGCUUUAUCAUUCUGAUUCAAUCCUGUGCAUACAAGCAUUUCAGAACUCAGGUGAACCUCCGUGCGGAAGUGGGGCGUAUAUUCCUGUAGAUACAACCCGUAAUCGAUUCCAACGUGCCACUUGUUCAAGACAGCGUGAUGUCCACACGGUCAUUCUCCCAUGUUCCACCACCAGGGGCAAAGGAAUGCUUUAUGGACUUGAGUCCUAGUUCAUGUAUAGCAGUGGGAGGGGUGACGUAAGGUACAGGGGCAGAAAGGCGAUGUUCUUGGAAAAUGCAGGUCUGUGAUGAAGAAAAGCAGCUAGAGGGAAGGCGGUGAGCUCCGCUGCCUCACCUGCCCCUCCAGACUGUCUCUGCAGAGCCCUGGCCCACAGAUUAUUUUUGUGAAUGCUUCCAUCUCUCUCUGUAAUUGGGGAAAACAGACUCAGAUUAAGGGUAACAGAGGGAGGCACUGAGACAGAUGGACAGACAGGCGUGAAGCUCCUGCUGAUAUUCUUCCAAAGAAAUGCUAUAUUAGCAUUUGAUGCAAUUACAAAAAAAAAAAAAAAUACAGAUACAAACGCAACCAUUAACAUGGCCAGCGGCUUCUCCUCUUUGUGGAAGGACAGACAUCUAAAUGGAGGAGUGCUGGAUGAAACCUCAGGGGAGCUCGAAGAAGGUGCUGGAUAUCUUUUACUAGAAAUGUCUUCUUGCCUUAGGAAAAUAAAGGGCUAGGAGAGGUCACCAUUGAUUAAGAAAAGAAUAACAACAAUAAAUAGCAGGACAACAAUGCGGUUAGAGAGGAGGACGUCAGCCCGAUUGAGGACGCAGCUUAAACUGUUACUGGUAAGUCACUUAAGGGACGUUUUGAAAAUGGCCAGGAUAUUUGAUGGGGUCCCAAAGACUGAGUCCACUCUUGGCCUAAAGGAAGCCUGGAGAAUCACCUGGUCACACGAAGGAAGGCGCGGACCAGGACAGGAGGGAUGGCUAACACAGAAGACCCAUCUUCCAGAAGCAGAAGCUCCUGUUUCUGCAAAACCACCUUCUCAUGUGUUUCAGAAAGUCCUCUGAGACCAGAUUCCUGGUCCCGGCGCCUGGACCGUGACCUUCAGUCACUAGUGCUAUGGUCCUAAAACCCAGUAAAUCUUGGCUUAUCUGAGAAUUGUAGUUCUCCCAUGUUGACAGCAUGACUUUGCCAAACACACGCAGACCACAAGAAACCAGUCCCGGAAGGCAGCUUCGUAGGACAGAGACCUGUGGGUUUCUCAUGAAAGAAGGUGGGGGUAGAUUUGAAUGAGCCACGAAGGCAGACUCGCAGACAGUGGAGCAAGGGUUCCCCUGGGGGUCUCCUGUGAACUCUCGUUACGUCCUAGGCUUCACCCAUAUGGGAUCAGUAAGUUCUGUGUGUAUUUUUCUAAGUUCCCACCGGACAGAGACUGGGAUAACCACAGGAUAACAGAAGCGGAAUCAGUUCCUGCACUAGAAGCCCACGUAGCUGUGUUUCCUGGUCUAGACGCGUGGUCAGGCUCCAUGCUGGACCAUAUGUUUGUAGAGGGUUUUCCUUUAGGGCCCGUGAGGAGCCCUGCCCCUCCAAUGAGAGCAUUUCAUUUUGUGUUUCCGAUACCCAUCAGCAAAGUGUGUCAUUCCCUGGUCACUCGCAAGACCGUGUAACGUGGUUCCAGAGCCAGGGUGAAUCCAAUGACCAUCGUCUUUCCCACUACCCAGAUGCCAUUUUUAACUUCAAUAUGCUGUCUGGACAUAGCGAGAACUCAUGGCAAUAAACGUCCGGCUGCAUGGUGCACCCCUUUUUUUACAGGGGUGAUCUGCUGUCUUUGUAAACCCUCUCUGGCCUCCGAGCAUCUAUUCUCUUGUGUAGAAAGUACGUAUCUAUACUGUAAAUAAGAGUGUCCAGUGUUGCGUGUCAUGCCUCAUUUGAAAAGGCUUUUUUAUGUCUCUUUCUAAUGAAGUAUAUAGAUAUCUAAUAUAUAUAUAUAUAUACAUACAUACAUAAAUAUAUAUAAUGUAAAACAGGGACAUUAUAUUAUUUAUUAUAAAAAUUAUAAACAAAAUGCCUGCCAAGAUAAUGGUCUAGUAUGUUUUCAUUCUUAGCAUCAUUUUUGUUUUUUGUCUUUAUGGAUGUUCAGUUUCUCAGAAGUAGUUAGAGUAAAGUGGUCCUCCUAAGAUACACUGGAAUCUGUUGUUCACAAGCCGAAUACAGCCAAGAAGUAGCUGGGAACCAAAUGUCCCCUGGGCGGUCAAACUCAUACCUCGAUGGCAGGUUAAGGCGCUGGAGCGCUCUGAGCCCAGGCGGCGGCUGGAGAGAGGGGAGGCUCCUGCUGGUGCCCGUGGUCCGCCGGUGUUUGCCAAGCAACUUCCCGUCAUGCUGGGCGGGAGCUCAGGGAUCCAAGGCACACGCCUGCCCUCCAGGAGCCCAAAGGAGAGGCAGCCUUGUGCUGAAGGAGGGUUUUGGUGAGGAAGUUCAUUCAUUCAUUCAUUCAUUCACUCAGCCAAUCUGUAUGGAGGGCCUGCUGUGCCAGGGAUGUACAGGUCAGACUGAGCAGCUCGCAGUCUGGUCAAACCGGAGGGUGAAGGAGGUUGGCACCACCCAGUGGUAGGGAUCAGAGUGUGCUCAGGGGAGGGACACCCAGCCUGCUCUGCAGAUGCGUGGGGUCGGGAGAGGCCUCUGCAAGACAGGAUGUCUAUGCCCAGGGCCAAGUCAGGGUUGACCUGGUGAAGGUGGGUGACUGGGAACCCCAGACAGGGAACAGAAUGACUAUAAGAGGCUUGAGGAGGGAGAGCCAGACCUCCGGCACACUGGACAGACGGAUGGAGACCGUGCUGGGGUCCAGUGCGACAGGGAAGAGGUGUGAGGGGUCAGCUGUCAUGCGGGACUCUCUUCUCUUUCAGGAGGGGAGUCCCAUCCUUCACACCAGUAGGGGAGUGUCCUUUCAGAAGCAGUGGUCUGGCAACCCCCUGCGACCACACCCUUCUCCCAGGGUAGCUUGUAGGACAGACCCGACCCUCCAUCUGGUGGGAAGCCCAGGGCCACACGUGCCCACCCUCACUCACUUCCAAUGACACCAUACACGUGUUCUUCUGGCUUCUCACAGAGAAAAGCCGGAGCAAACAGCAUCAUAUACACAGCCAUAAAGAGGGAAGGACCCUUUGGUUAAAAUCAUUGCAGUUAGCUUGAUUGUUACGAUUUAUUUUUCUUUCUGUGCAUGGAAGCCAUUGGGUGAGAUGUCUACAGGGGUGCCUUGGGGUGACCGCACUACCUUCUCUUGAUUGUGUGUAUGUGGGCGAGAAACUGGUCCUCCGCUGAGAGCUGGGUGGUCUGCAACCCUCACACGUUGAAGUAUCAUGCUCAGAGCUACAGUCCCCCAUGCAGACACGGAUAUUCUCACACAGCCGGCCAUGAGCCGGGGCUCAGUCCCAGAGCCAGAGCCAGCAGGCAGACAGAAACACAGAAACCCACCCUGAUGGAGAAUGCAUGAGAGCAGAAGGGAGCACGAAAGUCACAGGCAUGGUGAGAUGGCAAAGGUCAGGUUCGGAAGGAACCACAGAGGAGAGCUUGGGGUUUAGGGGUUCCAGCACAGUGUGCAAAUGGGAAGGAACAAAACAAAAUAGACAUGGUAGCCUGUGACCCAGGUUGUCCUGUGAUGAAUAAAAGCAUGUAAAAGUGCUAGGACAGGACAGAGUAGUCAGUGAGCCCUCAUUUGUGUGAGAUGGUAGCUCCUCUCCAAGACAUGUCUAUUGAGUUGAAAGUCUGCUCUUAGGUAUUUGCAAGCCCCUCAACGCAAUCAUCAGUUCUCUUUUGCCUUGUGACAUGUUUGGGUUUCAUAGAAUAUCCUUCUGAGCAUCAGCAAUAACCAAGGAGGCUGUGCACAGCUGUACAGGUUGUGUAAAAAGCAUGGCAAUAACACAUAGAGGAAGAUUUGUGCUUGCUCGCAUUGUUCUGACAAGGUAUCCGUCCCAGCACCCUUAGGGAGGACGUGUGUCAGUCUUUAAUGGAUAGAGCCAAGCACCAUAUGCCAAGAUCUGAACCACUCUCAUGUCUUUGUUUCCUUUUAUUUUUAUUUAUUUAUUUAUUUCAUUUGGUUAUUCUUCCCACGCUUUAUUGAGCACCUAUUUUGUGCUUGGUCCUGGGCUAAAGAGUUCGUAACAUAAAUCACAUAAUCCUAAACACUGAAAGGAUCUGGAAGGAUAAUACCAUUUAAUGUGUUAUUUUUAACUGUUAGUUGUGAAACGAACUCCAUGGGACCUCAGCUUCGUCAGAGGAACAACACCUGUUUAAUCCAGACUCUGUCUGACGAUGGGCGCUUUGAGCUUUGUUCUCCCAGCCUCUGCUAGAGGUUCCGAUCUUGUGUCCCAAAACAGGAAUGCGCUGCAGGGACCUGACAGGUCUUUCUGUGUCCCUUCCUCCAUUCCUUGUACUUUACUUAUUUAUAUAUAUUUUAGUUCUGUUACUUUUUCUUUACCUUUUCUGGCUUUGUCCAUGGUACCUCAGCAUUACCCAUGACGCUACAGCUGUCUCAGUAGAAAACCAUCGGAGACCUUCUCAAGGAAAGCUGAUCCCUGCCACGUCUUUUCAUGUGGAAUGUUAGAAAUACACUGUCCUUUCCGGGGGCUCCGCUCUGUACCCCAAUUUUAAUUUUAGAGGCUGGGGCCUCAGGACCUUCUGCCCCAUGGAGGAACGUCCCCAGUAUGUAGAACUGGAGUUCUGGACCAAAUGGGAAUGUGUGGAUGCUGCUGGGUUCUGCUUUGUUUAUCUCCAAACCAGGUUGCUCCCCGCUCUUUGCAAAGUACAGAAUGUGUUUGUGUUUCCAUUUCAUGGAAGUGGUUAUGAUUAUUUGGCUUUGAAACGGUCCUCAGACUCAAGCCUUCAUGGUUCAUCAUGGAUUCAGAGCUUGUGGAGACAAACCUCAGCUCUCAUUUGCUUCUUUUUUAACCAGAGGAGGAGCAAUGGUAUAGAAACAGCACGCAGUUCUCGGCUUUGUUUGGCGAGGUCUUGGGCGUGAAAGAUUUUCAUUUCAUCUUUAGAAGCUGCACAACAGGGGCGCCUGGGUGGCUCAGUAGGUUAGGAGUCAGACUCUCAACGGUGGCUCAGGUCGAGAUCUCAGGGUGGUGAGAUCGAGUCCCGCAUCAGGCUGCUGGCUCACAGAGUCUGGUUGCGAUUCUCUCUCUCCCUCUGCCCCUCCCCCCACUCACAGAGACCUGCUCUCUUUCCCCCCCACCUUCAAAUAGAUAAAUACAUCUUAAAAAAAAAAAAAAAAAGCCACACAGCGUACAAACGAUGGGGGUACAAGGCAAGUAACUUGAUGAAGGUCACACAGGUCCACAAAGGAGGAGUCAAGGUUUGACCCCAAGCCUCCAUUUUCUCUGUUGGGCUAUGAUUCCUCCAACCUAGAGAAGCUCGUAAGUCAUGAAAGUCACACGUCUUGUUCAAAUCCAUGCCAGCCUGUCUUCAUCAUCCAACCACAAUCUCGUGAGCUUUCUGGUAUAACACAUUGCUAAGGAGCGACACCUUCGUAAUCAGCAACCAGAUGGCAGAUGACCUAAUUCCAUGACAAAGGUGGUUUUAGAAACAUGGUCAGGAAGCACGGUCUGGCCGCUGGCUGGCCGUCUACAAGCCCCAGUCACUGUGUCUCAAUGCUCUCUGAGUCCUGCUAGCCCGACACCAUUUCCACCAACCACGAUGCCUCCCCUUGCACACUGCUCUAGAGGGUGUCCUCGUACACCUCCUGCCUCUUUCCGCUGCUCCCACAUUGGAACAUCCAUCCAGGAAUCAGUCCCUUGUGCCGUGGGCUUCGAGCACGUACUAAAUGUUUUGUGGACCAUACAUUGUGGCUCAGGAUGAGUCUGGCUCCCUGUCCUGCCACCAGAGACAAGUCUUCGUAGGGUUCCAGGAACCAGGCCUUUCUCACUGUAAGAAAGUUGUAAGUGUCCUCUAGGUCUCCCACAUGCUCGUGUGUAGUUUCUGGAGAGCAGAAACCAUGUGUACGUGAUCCGUGUGCCCUGCUGCUCUCCCCAAUGCCUGGGACAGAGUUGGGGAACAGUGAGUAUUUUCUGGGACGGUCAGUUCCUUUUUGAAAGCUCACAUGUUCUUCUCCAGGGUAGCUGAUUGUGAUGCAGGAAGGGUUUGACCUUGGUCCAUGUUUCCCCUCUAACCUUCUGAGUCUGCCAGAGGGAAGUAGUUUCCUGAGAUCAGAGAUCAUACUGGUAGGUGUUUAAGUGGGAAGAACCAUGACAUCUCCAGGGCGUGUUCUGAAACCAAUGGGGAUAGUGACAAGUUUCCUCAACUGUGAAAUUGACUUGAAUGUACUUUGAGAGGUAGUUGGGGGAUGUAGAGAUGAAAAAGGGAAAAAGACAGUGUCUGGAACAGUGCCUGUGUAGAGCAGGUGCUUGAAAACUUAGGGGGUGGUAACCUAGGAGUACUUUAUGGCAAAAACUUGAGUAUAGGGAAUUUUCUUUGUAAUAAACUGAGAAAUGGUCUACACCUUCGAAGGGAUUCGUACAUGAGGACUUACGGGGGGAUCACCUUGUACGAAGCUUCAGGCUUAAGCUUCCAGCAUUCCGAAUGUUCCACUGUGAUUCCAGGAGCCACGGAACUGGAGUUUUUCAGGCUCGGUUUAGUGUAUAUUUGGAUGAUGUAUGGAGUAAAGCUGUUUCCUUGCUUAAGGUAUAGUCGUUGAGAGUUAAGAAAAGGCAGGGACUUGACACCCAGCCAAGAACAAUAUUAUAUCUCCUUUAAGACGUAUGGAAGUUUGAAUUCUGUAAAUGUCAUUCAGAAUCUUUUUAUUGCAUGGAACUGAAAAGAUAUCUUGAAAUGUCUUUUAGCCCAAGGUUAAACUUAUUGCAUAUGGGAAAAAUACCCUGCUUCAUGCUUAUCAUUUGAGAAAGUUAAAUAACCAUCCAGGUACAUCCAAUAACCUAUGCAUAUGUGUAUGUCUUUGCUUGUUUUUUAUUGUUAUUAUUUUUCUUCAAAAGAGAGCACCUCACUUUUUCUACCUACUGUCUUGUCUGUAUGUAUCUUAAUAUGAAAGUCUGUGAUUUUAGCUUCCUUCCCCAAUUUCUGUAACUUACUCUUGAAUGCAUUCCUUUUUCAAAGGUGUUUUUAGUCUCUGCCUGGUUCUAUGCGAAGCAUGAGUGGCCAUAGAAAUUUAUCACACAAGACCCUGCCUUCAAGGAUUUAUAAUCUAGUUGGGGGCUUGGAUACACACACAAGUAGAAGGAUAUUCACAUACAUAAAAUAAUGAAUCAAGAGAAUAGGUGGGAAACACUGAGAAUAUCAUCAUCCCAGUACCACUGAAACCAAUCACCCUGGCAUCGGGUGUGGACAUCCCUUCAGGGUCUGGAAGCAAAACCAGCCCAGGGGAGAGCCCACAGUGAUGUCAGCCAUACCUCUCAGGCAGGAUCUCAAAUCAUUUUUGGGGCUACGCUUUCCAGAUCAGAGUCAAGUUAGGAAAGUUCCAAAAGGAGGAGCUGAAUGUGGCCAAUUACAGAGCAGUCUCAAAAAAAAAAAAAAAAAAAAAAAAAAAAAAAAAAAAAAAAAACACCACACACCUGAGAGAUGUGUGUCCUCCACAGUCAUUGGCUGCCCCAUGACUAGUCUCACUUACUUCUUUUCAAAUUGACAGACCCACGUAGAGGAUCAAAUAAAUAAAAGGCACGGCGGUAGGUGCCUGCCAGCAUUGCACACUCAGAUCUGACCCCGAGAGCCAGCCUGUGGCUUGAGUCCAUUAUCAGACAGCACGGGGUUCCAGAAUUUAUUUUAUUUUAUCCCCGUCUUCUUUGAUUUUCAAACAUGACCUCCUACAUUGUAGACGAUGGAGAGAGGCAGGGUCUUUCGCAUGGUCCCUUUCUCAGAAAAAGAACUUGAAUGUACAGCUUGAUGCCACUGUGAAUUCCCAAUGUAUCUCUCUUCUGGUGACAACAUCUGUGUACGAAGAUCACCACCUCCGGCACAGCUUGCGCACUGUCUGCAGAACAAUGAUAGGAAUAACCAGUCGAUAGUGCCGAUACGAUUCUACUAUUUUUCUACAUCUGCUCUUUGGUUGGCAUUUUGUGUAGCUUGUGAUGUGCAUAAAUGAUCAACAGCAACAGUAAUAAACUCCUUUGACUUUC
Molecule: messenger RNA, 13031 nt
Organism: Mustela lutreola (European mink)
Lineage: Eukaryota; Metazoa; Chordata; Mammalia; Carnivora; Mustelidae
Gene: FAM135B
Product: family with sequence similarity 135 member B
Exons: 20
Coding region: 378-4568 (1396 amino acids)
Source: RefSeq, a predicted model, not a curated record